This is a messenger RNA of Plasmodium inui San Antonio 1, 342 nucleotides long. RefSeq lists its product as hypothetical. The record is from RefSeq and is a predicted model, not a curated record. The coding region runs from base 1 to 342 and encodes 113 amino acids. The transcript has a single exon. Lineage: Eukaryota; Apicomplexa; Aconoidasida; Haemosporida; Plasmodiidae.
AUGUUGGUUCCUCCGCAAUUUUACAACGGGGAAAUAGUAAUAGACUUAGAUGACACCAUAUUUGAUAUAGAAGCUGAGAGAAUACUUCAUCUAUAUAGACAAAGUCUGUACGACUUCUUGUUUGAAAAUGGUAAUGCUAAAAGUAGAAACAACACCGGCUUAGGCAAUGCCAUAAGCUUGGACAGACGAAUUAGGGAUUUGAAAAAGGACAGGCUGAAAAAGAUGGGGUACACUAUACUGUCGGUUUCCAUUUUGGUGAGUUGUUUUCUCCUAUACUCUGCCUUUAAAGAAAUUGUGCAGUACAUCCGGCUGGUCGGCAAAGGUCUCAUUGCCCAGAAGUAG